Talaromyces stipitatus ATCC 10500 is the source of this 1582-nucleotide messenger RNA. Its product is annotated as guanine deaminase, putative. The transcript is spliced from 2 exons. NCBI's taxonomy places the organism in Eukaryota, Fungi, Ascomycota, Eurotiomycetes, Eurotiales, Trichocomaceae. Gene Ontology annotation, molecular function: hydrolase activity, acting on carbon-nitrogen (but not peptide) bonds. Bases 92 to 1582 code for a protein of 496 amino acids. The record is from RefSeq and is a predicted model, not a curated record.
AUUUGAGGAAUCUAUUCAUUUAGUUUAGAUCUUCUAUCUGAAUUCGUUCCAGGAUAUUGUUCAUCUCACGUAUCAAAAAUAACACCAGACCAUGGCGGCAGACGAGAAUACAAUACUCUUCCACUCGGCGACCAUUAUAACCGUUAACAACUCUCGUGAAGUAAUCCGAAAUGGCUAUAUCUAUAUCAUCAACGACAGGAUCGCUUCGAUCGGAAAAGGAUAUCCCUCUAAUCUCCUACCCGGAGACACGGAAAUUAUUGAUUGCAAAAAUAAAAUCAUCAUCCCAGGAUUGAUAAACACACAUGCCCAUCUCGUGCAAUCACUUUUGCGCGGAUUGGCUGAAGAUUUACCGCUACACAAUUGGCUGUGUGAUGCAAUUUGGCCGUUGGAAGCCGUUUAUGCAGAUGAUGAUGGGUAUAAUGCUGCCAAGCUUACAAUAGCGGAGAUGCUAAAGACCGGGACAACGUGUUUUCUGGAUCCAAUGUUGACGUAUAGAGCGGGGUUUGAGAGAGUUUGUGAUGUUGUGGGUGAGAUGGGGAUUAGGGGUUGUUUGGGUAAACUAGUCAAAUUCAUCGAAACCAAUCGACAACUUUCUAUCACAGACCCAAGAGACAAAGACUUAAUUGCAAUGUCUAUUCCUGCCCUCGUUGAAGCUCACACAGCACACAACGGAUCCUACGAUAACAGAUUACAAGUCUGGGCUGCAGCCGGUACUCCGCGGGGUGCACCGAAAUAUGCCUUUCAAGAACUGGGGGAUGCUUGUUCUGAGCAUGGCAUAUCUAUUACCAUGCAUUGUGCGGAAGCUCCCCGAGAUCUAGAAAUAUACCGAGGUACUUAUGGGUGCAGUCCAAUGGAAUUCGUGGAAGCAACGCAUUUGUGUUCUGCGGCCACGGCCGCGAAGCCGCGAAAUUUAGUAUUAGCGCACAUGGUCAAUUUAGAUCUGGAAAGGGAUAUUCCGAUACUAGCCUCGACAAAUACGACAGUUGCGCAUAAUCCGUCCUCCAACCUUAAACUUGCCUCUGGGAUAGCACCCGUACCGAGCAUGUUAGCACACGAUCAAUACGUCAAUGUGUCCUUAGGUACAGAUGGCGCACCAUGUUCGAACCAUUACGACAUGUUUCAAGAAAUGCAUUUGGUGUCUAUACUUCACAAGGGAGUACACAACGAUGCUUCACUUGUUCCAGCUGAGACUGCUCUCGAAAUGGCAACGAUAAAUGGCGCAAAAGCACUGGGGUUAGAGAACGAUAUAGGUAGUUUGGAAGUUGGCAAAAAGGCAGAUCUCGUCAUACUUGAUCCAUACGGGCGUGGAAAUAUUGGCGUUGCACCGUGGAACCCUGAUGAUGACGAUGGUGAGGACUUCAAUGGAGUUACGUCCGUUACGACUGUUGUACAUGGAUGUACAGGGCGGGAUGUUUAUAUAACAGUUGUGAAUGGUCGGAUCGUUGUAAGGAAUGGACAAUUGGCAGAUGGUGGGUGUUUGAAAGAGAUGGAAAUCAUAAGGAAAGCUCAAAGUGCUGCUAAGGGUAUCUUACGGAGAUGUAACAUGAAUCGUGUAGAAAGCCAGCGAGUCGGGGUUAGUUGA